AAUAGCCUACCACAUAGAAGGCAAGAAAGAAAUUAGAGUACAUUGAACAUGGACAAUACAGAAGCAGCAAAGCAAAUCAAUCUCCAUGGCAACCUCAUCACUGCAUCCAACGAUGAGAAUCUAACAAACAUUUUUCACCAAAUCAGAACUUCCAAAUCCCCUGCGGUGAUCAACUUCGGUGCAUCAUGGUGUCGUGUUUGUGCAGAGAUCCUCCCUUCGUUUAACCAAUUAAGCAACAAGUUCCCAAAACUUUCAUUUGUGUAUGCAGAUAUCGAUGAAUGCCCAGAAACAACCCAACAUAUUCGAUACACACCCACUUUCCAUUUCUAUCGAGAUGGUGAAAGAGUCGACGCCAUGUUUGGUGCCGGUCAAGAAAGGUUACACGACCGUCUCUGGUUACACUCCUAAUUUUAAGUAAAUUAAACUUUCGGAGGGAUGUUUCUUAAUGCCCUUAAAUAGCUUAAUAGCUUAAUAGGUUAUCACUUAAUAUGGACAUUAUAUAUGUAUGUUAAUAUUUUAUUUAAUCUGGACAAAAAAAUUCUUCCAACUUAAUGUAUUAAAUUAAGACA
Lactuca sativa (garden lettuce) is the source of this 569-nucleotide messenger RNA. RefSeq names its product thioredoxin-like 3-3. The record is from RefSeq and is a predicted model, not a curated record. NCBI's taxonomy places the organism in Eukaryota, Viridiplantae, Streptophyta, Magnoliopsida, Asterales, Asteraceae.